Messenger RNA from Owenia fusiformis, 1103 nucleotides. Lineage: Eukaryota; Metazoa; Annelida; Polychaeta; Sabellida; Oweniidae. The record is from the annotation of a GenBank genome assembly.
GCAAAAUAUUUUGAUAGCUCAACAGUGCAGUACUUAAAUGAAGUUCAUGCAAUAAAUACAUACAAUAGAGUGGAGGAGUGGAAGAGCACUAUAGCAGUACCAUGUCACAAAUAUUCAGAUAUUUAAGCUUAAUUAGGAAAAAGAUCAAGAGAAGAAAUGACCAAGAUGAGAUUGCCAAGGAAGUUACAAUUCCUUUAGAUGGCAUAGAUGGCAUUAGAACAAUUGAAGGUCCAAUUCAGUUCCUUCUCAAACAUCGUGAAAGUGGACUCUUUUUGAAAAUAGAAAAUGGAAAUUUAAAACUGGAUAUGCCAAGUAAAGAUAAUGAAUCAAAAUUCUUAAUUCAUGCAUACACAUUUACUGGAAUUGAUGAUGAUGAACGAAGCAGACAUUGGCAACGGCCUGUGAACAUAAUAAUGAUGUACGCCAUAAACGACUGCUUCAUCCAAGCCAAGAAAAAGACAACAACAGUCUACACUGCUGCAGUUAUAACAAAGAAAGGCAAGCCUCUGAAGAAAGACACAUCCAAAGUUGAGGAGGAUGACCCAAGGUUUUUCAUGUUACACAAAACACAUGAUGAUGCAAUCUCAUUGGAAUCUUUCUUAAGUCAACAGUAUUACCUCGCAAGUGAAUACAAUGGGAGGGAAGGUGACCCAAGACCCCAGCUAUAUCAUCUACCAUGUGAUAGCCACAGGAACUCCAAUAACUAUGGUGCAAAAUUUGAUUUUAUUUCUAUGAACGAGUCAGCUGAAGAAUAUGCUAAGCAUCUUAAAGAACAAUAUAUCAGGCAAGGGAGGAGACAAACAUGACUAUGAUGCCUUCAUGGACCAGGAAAACAUGAGUUACCAGUACAUAUACAAGUGGAAUCUCUUCAGCUUUAUUUCAAGUCAACGAAAAACAAAAAUGAAAAAACAAAUAGAGCCAUCCCAUUCUGAUACCCACCGUGCCUUCCUGUUUUUCAACUUGUAAUUUGUUCUCAUUUAGUUGUUUACAUUUUGUGUUUUGAUGAAGGAUAGUUAUACAUAUCUAACACUGCAAGAGUAUAUAUCAACCCACCAUGGACUAUGGACUAUUUGUAAAUACUGUAUUAUAGGAACAUAUUUGUG